AUGGAAAACCUCAACGAGCUAUACUCGACGGCGCGCGACGAAUUCGAAAUCGCGGCCGAAGAAACCGAGAAGAAAACAGUAUACGCGGCUGAUGAUCGCGAAGCGGCGGCUGAUGCCCUGAAUAUGCUGAAAGAGUCCUUUGCUAAGGCGCUGAAGGAGACGAGUCCAGAAGUAUCACGGGAGAUCCAGACUAGGGUUGGGUCGAGAAUACGGGAAUUGGAGAAUGCGGUCAAGGCGAUGGAGGAGAUGGCGAUGGAGGAUUGA
Cladophialophora yegresii CBS 114405 is the source of this 264-nucleotide messenger RNA. RefSeq lists its product as uncharacterized. NCBI's taxonomy places the organism in Eukaryota, Fungi, Ascomycota, Eurotiomycetes, Chaetothyriales, Herpotrichiellaceae. The record is from RefSeq and is a predicted model, not a curated record. The transcript has a single exon. The coding region runs from base 1 to 264 and encodes 87 amino acids.